Messenger RNA from Chroicocephalus ridibundus (black-headed gull), 519 nucleotides. RefSeq names its product olfactory receptor 14J1-like. The annotation marks the transcript as partial. The record is from RefSeq and is a predicted model, not a curated record. Gene Ontology annotation, molecular function: olfactory receptor activity; odorant binding. NCBI's taxonomy places the organism in Eukaryota, Metazoa, Chordata, Aves, Charadriiformes, Laridae. Gene Ontology annotation, biological process: G protein-coupled receptor signaling pathway. Gene Ontology annotation, cellular component: membrane. The transcript has a single exon.
AUGGCCUAUGACCGCUAUGUGGCCAUCUGCAAACCCCUGCACUACGGGACCCUCCUGGGCAGCAGAGCUUGUGUCCACAUGGCAGCAGCUGCCUGGGGCAGUGGGUUUCUCUAUGCUCUCCUGCACACGACCAAUACAUUUUCCCUACCCCUCUGCCAAGGCAAUGCCCUGGACCAGUUCUUCUGUGAAAUCCCCCAGAUCCUCAAGCUCUCCUGCUCACACUCCUACCUCAGGGAAGUUGGGCUUCUUGUGGUCAGUGCCUGUUUAACCUUCGGGUGCUUUGUUUUCAUCGUGCUGUCCUAUGUGCAGAACUUCAGGGCCGUGCUGAGGAUCCCCUCUGAGCAGGGACGGCACAAAGCCUUUUCCACGUGCCUCCCUCACCUGGCCGUGGUCUCCCUGUUUGUCAGCACUGCCGUGUUUGCCUACCUGAAGCCCCCCUCCAUCUCCUCCCCAGUUCUCGACCUGGUGGUGGCUGUGCUGUACUCAGUGUUGCCUCCAGCACUGAACCCCCUCAUCUAC